AUUAUGCCUCUUCCCUCUAAAAACUCUCAUUUCUCUCAUCUCUCUCUCUCUCUAUCUCUCCCUUGUCUGACUCUGCUUCCUUGAAGCUCUCAAGCUCAACUUUAAUGGCUUCCGACUAAACUAUAUUGGAAACUGGAGCUGCAAUUGUCCAGAAGAGAGGAAUAAAAAUUGGACAUGGAGAUUAAGAGGAAAACGCCUAGGCAGCUUGAAGCUCUUGACCCUUUCUACUUAGAGAACAAUUAUCCUACACCAGUGGAAAUGGAAGACUAUGCUGCUACUCUGGGAUUGACUUACAAGCAGGUCCGAGGUUGGUUUGUUGAGAAGAGGAGAAAGGAGAAAAGAGAAGGUUUAGCAACAGUUCCACGAACAUCGUCUUCAAAAUGCAAACAUAAUUCAAAAUGCAAACAGAUGCUCACGGUUAAGAACGCAGUGGCCAAGAGGAAAAACAAGCAAAGCCAUCUUCAGGAUUUGUUUAUGCCGGACUACAUUCUUAGAAAGGUGUUUCGGAAGGAUGGUCCUCCCCUUGGGCUGGAAUUUGAUACUCUUCCUUCAACGCGAUUUUUCCCUUGUAAAGGUCCCGGAAAUUCUUAUCCUCCUUGCAAAGAGAAUCUAAGAGCAAUCAAACGGAGGAAGGUUUCUGAGCAUGCUGUUGUAAGUACAGCUCUGAAUGGCAAGUAUCCUCCAGUGAAAAAGCAUGGUAUGGGUAAAGGUUUAAUGACUGUCUGGCGGAUCACAAACCCUCAUGCUGGAGAUAUUCCUACUGGCAUUGAUUUUGCUGAUGAGGGAACUGGUGCAUCAUCAAUCUCGAAAUCCGUGUCACGAAAUCCACGAAUUCAACUCAAAAAACCACAAAAACAAAACAUUCGUAACGCAAGAUUACGAGUCAAAUUACCAGAGAAGAAGAAGCAUUCAAUUAAAAGAAGAGAGGUGGAAUUAUCCGAAGAUGGGAAUCAGGAGUUGCCAGACGGACAAAAUUGUGAACUUUAUUUGGAAGGUCGAGAUUCUCAAGAAAGUUUUCAUCAGAUUUCAAUGCUCAUGGAUGAUGAAGACCUGGAGUUGGGACGGUUACAAUGUGUAUUAGAUCCACCAGGGUGUUCUGGUCAUUCUAGUACCAAUGCAGGUCUUGGUUGUUCACUUUGCAAAGAUGUGUUGGCCAAGUUCCCUCCAAAUUCAGUCAAGAUGAAGCAACCUUUCAGUACACAACCUUGGGAAUCAUCUGUAGAAAUUGUCAAGAAACUUUUUAAGGUUUUUCAUUUCCUUUAUACUUAUUCUCUCGACGUUGAUAUCUGCCCCUUCACCCUUGAUGAGUUUGCUCAAGCAUUUCACGACAAGGAUUCUUUGUUGCUUGGAAAAGUUAAUGUGGCCCUUUUGAAACUUCUUCUAUCUGACAUUGAAGAGGCACACAAUAAUGGAUCGUUGCCUAAUUUGAGCAGAUGUUGCAAUUAUCUCGCCUUACUUCACUCGGUCGAAAAUCAAGAAUCUGUUUUGGAGUUUUGGAAGAGAUCACUAAAUCCUCUAACAUGGACAGAAAUAUUGCGCCAAGUAUUGGUCGCAGCUGGUUUUGGGUCAAAGCAAAGUGCAGUUCGCAGAGAAUCCCUUGACAAGGAAAUGCAUCAUAUGGUGACGUAUGGUUUACGUCCUGGUACCUUGAAGGGUGAAUUAUUUAAAAUUUUGCUGGAGCAAGGAAACAAUGGGUUGAAAGUUUCUGACUUGGCAAAGUCCUUGCCAAUUGUUGAUCUAAAAAUUGCCAGCACUGCAGAAGAAGUAGAGUAUAUAAUAUGCUCAGUGCUAUCAAGUGAUAUAACAUUGUUUGAAAAGAUCUCAUCAGCCACUUACCGUCUACGCAUCAACACUAUCAUAAAGAAAGCAGAGGAAUUUCAGUCAGACACCGAAGACUGUGGAGUGGUUGAUGAUGAUCUCACUGGGAGUGAUGCAUAUAGUAGCGACGAAGAUUCUGGGUGUGGUUCAGGAAGUUUGAGUCUUCAAAAUUGGACAAUUUUAAAACUCCGUAAAAGUAAAGAAGGCAUCCGUAAUGUUUGUACGGAAAUUGAUGAAAGCCAUUCUGGUGAAGCAUGGCUUUUAGGACUGAUGGAAGGUGAAUAUUCAGACUUAAGCAUUGAAGAAAAAUUGAAUGCCAUGGUGGCUCUGACUGAUCUAUUUCGAGCAGGAUCCAGCAUUGGAAUGGAG
Morus notabilis is the source of this 2187-nucleotide messenger RNA. Its product is annotated as homeobox-DDT domain protein RLT3. Gene Ontology annotation, biological process: regulation of transcription by RNA polymerase II. NCBI's taxonomy places the organism in Eukaryota, Viridiplantae, Streptophyta, Magnoliopsida, Rosales, Moraceae. The transcript has 13 exons. Gene Ontology annotation, molecular function: DNA binding. The annotation marks the transcript as partial. The record is from RefSeq and is a predicted model, not a curated record.